AUGGCCGUCGUCUGGUUCAGGUGCGACCUCCGGCUGCUGGACAAUCAGGCGCUGGAGUGCGCGUUGGUGGCCUCUGGCACGGUCUUCACCAACGGCAGGGGCUCGCCGACGCUGCAGUGCUGCAAGGCGGUGGUCGGGGUGAUCUGCACCAGCGCCGACUGUGUGUGCCUCAUCCUCACCGGCAACAUGGCCUUCGGCCUCCCCAUCAACAACCGCACUGUCGCCAUCUCCCUUCCCAAGAUCUGCAAGUCACUCUCCGUCCCGCUCGUUUGUAGAGAUACAGCGGCGCAGAUCCCAGCUCCAGAUUGCUUAAAUUCUCCUUUGUCGACCUUGCCUUGA
Triticum turgidum subsp. durum (durum wheat) is the source of this 339-nucleotide messenger RNA. The record is from the annotation of a GenBank genome assembly. NCBI's taxonomy places the organism in Eukaryota, Viridiplantae, Streptophyta, Magnoliopsida, Poales, Poaceae.